Molecule: messenger RNA, 945 nt
Organism: Stegastes partitus (bicolor damselfish)
Lineage: Eukaryota; Metazoa; Chordata; Actinopteri; Pomacentridae
Exons: 7
Coding region: 1-945 (314 amino acids)
Source: RefSeq, a predicted model, not a curated record
AUGGGAAAACACAAUUCAGGGCGUCUGGCUGCAAUACUCUUAUCUGUAGUCGGCUUUGCAAUAAGUUUGGUGUUCAACGGGCUGUCUGUAGUUGGAAUUGGUCCAUAUUCUACCACUACAGCCAACGUGUCUGCUGUGUUCGACACCCAGCUCACGCCUUCAGGAUGGACCUUUAACAUCUGGAGCGUCAUCUACGUCUGGCUGACGUCGAUGAUCAUCUACAUUGUCACGGGCCUUUGCAGAAAGAACGGAUAUGGAUACGUUUACUGCAGCCCUGCGGUGUUGCCUUAUGGAUUCUUCAUUAGCUGGUGUGUCAAUCUGUGUUUCAACAUUGGUUGGCUGCUUGUUUGGGACAGAGGACAGAUGAUUCCUGCGCUGGUUUUUCUCAUCCUGGUCAUCUGCACAAACUACUCCAUGGUGUUCUUCAUCUGCCAUGGACUUCAUGUUUAUGGACCGUGGCUCAAAAAGUACCACAACGCAGAACUGUGGUGUAUUCGUAUUUUGGUUCAGAAUGGUGUGAUGAUCUACACCACAUGGACGACCAUCGCAACACUUAUCAACCUGACCAUUGUACUUACUUAUAAUGUAAAGAUGCUCCCAGCAGAUGCUGCUACCGUCUCAUACUCUGUUUUAUCUGCUUUGUUGCUUGUGUGGUUUGCUUUGGAAAACUUUGUCCUUGACAAGCAUGUGCGGCACAUCCUCGUAGUCUACCCUGUUGUGAUCUGGGCGCUGACUGGAAACCUGGACAAAAAUUUUGAUGCUCAGUCACCCGGUCGCAUUGGAAUCUUCAUCGCUGCGCUGCUGACUUUAAGCUCUGUGCUCUUUGUCAUCCGGCUUAUUUUGGUGGUUUGGAGACACGUCAAACAGCCGCUCUACGAAGAUGUCAGUCCUGAAGCCAUGGAGCCCAAGGAGAUUGCUGAGAAGCAGAAAAACAUAUUUCGCUAA